Molecule: messenger RNA, 2129 nt
Organism: Scatophagus argus
Lineage: Eukaryota; Metazoa; Chordata; Actinopteri; Scatophagidae
Gene: foxi3b
Product: forkhead box I3b
Exons: 2
Coding region: 221-1399 (392 amino acids)
Biological process (GO): regulation of transcription by RNA polymerase II; cell differentiation; anatomical structure morphogenesis
Molecular function (GO): DNA-binding transcription factor activity, RNA polymerase II-specific; RNA polymerase II cis-regulatory region sequence-specific DNA binding
Source: RefSeq, a predicted model, not a curated record
ACAUCUUGACAUAAAGCAAGGGCAAGCAGAGAAGAACAAGGUGGAGAAUAGCAGCCUAUCACUUGGAUGCCAUCAUUUGGAUUAGCUCACAUUCAGUGCCUACAAAUAUCUGAAGAGGAACAGGACCGGACAAAAUCACUGCAAAGAGUUACACACAGAAAAGGACAACUAAAGGCAAUAGGUUAAGAAGAGAAUCUGAGAGCUGAGAAGAAAUUUGCCAAUGUCUUCAUUUGAGGCACAGGGCCAGUCUCCUCCUCGGUGUGGCCCGCAGUUCCCCAGCCUCGGACAGGAGCCCCCAGAACUCAGCAUGUACAGUGACUGUUACUAUCCGCCUCCCUCUCUGCCGAGUCCUCAGCGCACCACACCGACAUCUUACGACCUGGGGGACUACACGACCUCCUCCCCAAACCCUUACCUCUGGUUCAACGGCUCCAGCAUUAACACACCUCCGUAUCUUGCUGCCACUGGCCCACCUGGUAACCCGGGCCCCCCCUUUGUCCCGCAGCACUAUGGCAUGCAGAGGCCUUACCUGGGUCCUGCUGGAGCUGGAGGUCCAGGAGGGGAGCUGGGCUGGUUCUCUCUCCCCUCUCAAGAAGACUUGAUGAAAUUGGUCAGGCCACCAUACUCUUACUCUGCUCUUAUUGCCAUGGCUAUCCACGGAGCACCAGACAGAAGACUGACCUUGAGUCAGAUUUACCAGUACGUUGCUGACAAUUUCCCUUUCUACAAUAAGAGUAAAGCGGGCUGGCAGAAUUCCAUUAGACACAACCUGUCACUCAACGACUGCUUCAAAAAAGUACCAAGAGAUGAGGAUGAUCCAGGCAAGGGCAACUACUGGACACUUGACCCCAACUGUGAAAAAAUGUUUGACAAUGGAAACUUUCGCCGCAAAAGGAAGAGGAAGUCUGAUUCCCUCACUGGUGGUGAUAGCGUUUCAGGGGCUCCAGAGUCAGGUGACAGUGAGAGGGGAAGCCCCAAACACUCUGGCAACUCUGCCAUUAACAUCUCUCCUACCGCAGAAAGGAUCCCCUCUCCUUCAUCAUCAGGUCCUGCAUCUUGUCUUAGCAGCUUCUUAUCCGAGAUGUCUGGAGUGACCACUGGAGCAGCCACUGAGGUGGGAGGCGAUGGGCUAAGCAGGCCAUUGCAGAUCAACCUUCCUUUAGAUGGGCCUCAGAGACCCACACAACCUGGGAGCUUCAGUAGCUACUCCACCAGCUCAGGUGGCCCAGAGUGGGGACCACAAGUGCCAGGUCCCCCUGUGCUCUCCUCUUCACCCACCCACUCUUCCCUAGGUUACACUAGCCCCAUCCUCAGCCAGUACAGUGGGUCCAGUGGGCAUUUCUACCCUGCACUGGGCUCGACAGGAAUCAUAUACCACCGUGAGGGCACAGAGGUCUAAUAAGACAUUGAGGGAUGAGAAAAUUUGGUUUGAAAAGACUCUUGACAGGAAAUUUUACCUGUCUGGUCACUUUUGUUCUUGAGAGGGUCUGUUGUGAAAGACAAUACACACACACGCACACACACACGCAAAGUUUGUAAACGCUGACUGAGACAGUUGAGAUCACUAUAGCGUGUGACAGUAGAGUAAAAAGGCUUUGAUUCCCACAGGAACAGCUGAGUCAGCCACAAUGGACGACAAGUGUCACUCCCUGAAACCGCAGUCAGUCUCACUAUCAGAUCCUCAGUCAGCUUUUAUUCUACCUAAAGCUAGUCUCUAUCAGAUCUGACUCAUUAUUAACAGAUCUUAGAUCCGAUCUGCUGACAUCAGGCCAUUCCACACCAUGCUAUCUGUGUUCAUUCUUUGAUGAUAUCACCCACACAACGCUCAGACAGCACAUUUAGAGGAGUAGUUAAAUUACGCUAUUGUCUACGUAAAGUGUGUGAGUACUGCAAACAAAAGGUAAAUGGUAGACUUUCUGUCAUGUUAGUAAAAAGAUGAACUUACAGUCUUGGAGAAUGAUACAUAAGUGAUAAUUGUACUUUGUAAAUAUGUCAAUGUGUUGUGUAAUUUCCAUUUAUAUUGUUGGUUUGUUGGCACAGCUGUUAUUGUACAAACUGGAUUCCUAAUGUAUGGUGUAUGCUAUGUAUCUUAUGUUUUUGAUAUGAAUAAAAGGUUUUAGAGUUCUACA